AUGUCUGAACGUAAAGUUUUAAAUAAAUACUAUUCCCCGGAUUUUGAUCCAUCAAAAAUUCCUCCCAUGAAAUUAGCGAAAAACCAUCAAUACACUGUACGACUGAUGGCCCCGUUCAACAUGAGAUGCAAAACUUGCGGAGAGUAUAUUUACAAAGGUAAAAAAUUCAACGCGCGCAAGGAAGACGUCGAGGGAAGCGAUUACUUGGGAAUAAGGAUCUACCGAUUUUACAUAAAGUGCACGAGGUGUCUGCAGGAAAUAUCUUUCAAAACAGACCCUAAGAACACAGACUACGAGAUCGAGGCUGGAGCUACGAUGAAUUUCAUGGCUCUGAAACUUGCUGAGGAGCAGGCUAAGCGCGAGGAGGAUGAAAAGAACGAGGAAGAGGCUUCUAAUCCAAUGAAGCUCCUCGAGAAGAGGACUCAGCAGUCGAAACAGGGAGCUGGAGGUUCUUGA
Molecule: messenger RNA, 456 nt
Organism: Cotesia congregata
Lineage: Eukaryota; Metazoa; Arthropoda; Insecta; Hymenoptera; Braconidae
Source: the annotation of a GenBank genome assembly